This is a messenger RNA of Yamadazyma tenuis ATCC 10573, 1095 nucleotides long. RefSeq lists its product as uncharacterized. The record is from RefSeq and is a predicted model, not a curated record. Gene Ontology annotation, cellular component: cytosol. Gene Ontology annotation, molecular function: hydroxypyruvate reductase [NAD(P)H] activity; NAD binding; glyoxylate reductase (NADPH) activity. Lineage: Eukaryota; Fungi; Ascomycota; Pichiomycetes; Serinales; Debaryomycetaceae.
AUGGUGCAGUCCAAACCACAGGUAUUGUUCAUCGGAGAGCUUAACAAGUCUUUGUUGGAAUACCAGCAAUUUUCGUCCAAAUUCGAGUGCAUUGAUUACGUUAUCACCAGUAAGGCUCAGUUGGUCCAAGAUCUCCAAACCAAAUUCAAAAACAUCGAGGCCAUCUAUGGAGCGUGGCUCGGGUUCGUUCCGGUAGGCGGCUUUCGGGACGACAUAAUUGACGCCUGUCCCAGCAGCCUAAAGGUCAUCUCCAUUUGUUCUGUUGGAUAUGACGGCUACGACGGCGAACGUAUGAAGUCCAAAAACAUCGUGUUGACGAACGUCCCAUCGGUUGGGGCAGCCGACCCGGUGGCCGACCUCGUGUUAUACAAUACGUUGACUGGGUUCCGUAAUUUCCACUUGUCCCAACGGGCUUUCUUAGAAUGCCCUCACACGGUCAACGCUCGUGCCGCCCUCCAGUAUGGGUCGUUCGAUGGCGCGGAUGGAGCCGUGCGCUGGGGCGAGCAGUCGCGGUACGCGUAUGGUGAAAGCACCGCCGGUACCGACUGCCACAACCCGCGCGGCCACCACGCGGUCGUGGUAGGGUUUGGCCAGAUCGGCCAGCUUAUUGGCCAGCGGUUAUCUGCCGUGGGAAUGCACAUCCACUACGUCAAGCGGACGAGACUCUCGGCCCAGCAGGAGGCCCUGUUGGGCUAUCCAGCCACCUAUCAUUCCCUGUUGGCCGAUGCCACCAUGGCCGAUUUGGUGGUUAUUGCAGCCCCAGGAACCCCGGAAACCAAACAUAUGGUCAAUGCCGACAUCAUCGAAAAGUUUACAAAGCCCUUCAGGAUUAUCAACGUGGGGAGAGGUACGAUCAUCGACGAACAGGCGCUUGUUAAUGGUUUGGAGCUGGGAAAAGUGUUGUUUGCAGGUUUGGACGUGUAUGAAAACGAACCCCAUGUUCAUCCCAAACUCUUACAUAGACAAGAUGUGCUUCUCACCCCCCACGUUGGAGCUUCUACCAUCGAGAACUUUGAUUUCACAGCGGUUCAGGCCUUGAAAAAUAUUGAAAAUGUCUUGUUGCAAAAUGGGUCUGGUUUAAAUAGAGUUAAUUAG